Molecule: messenger RNA, 1635 nt
Organism: Dipodomys spectabilis (banner-tailed kangaroo rat)
Lineage: Eukaryota; Metazoa; Chordata; Mammalia; Rodentia; Heteromyidae
Gene: Slc25a10
Product: solute carrier family 25 member 10
Exons: 11
Coding region: 105-968 (287 amino acids)
Biological process (GO): mitochondrial transport; thiosulfate transport; malate transmembrane transport
Cellular component (GO): mitochondrial membrane
Molecular function (GO): thiosulfate transmembrane transporter activity; antiporter activity; malate transmembrane transporter activity
Source: RefSeq, a predicted model, not a curated record
CCGGCGCGGGCGCGUGCAGGCUCUUUGAACCGGGCCCGGGUCGUCGCGGCCGGAGUUGCGCUCCGGCUUCGGCCGGUGGAGCGGGCCGGGCGCAGAGCGCAGCCAUGGCGUCUGAGGCGCGGGUGUCGCGCUGGUACUUCGGGGGCCUGGCCUCCUGCGGGGCCGCCUGCUGCACGCACCCGCUGGACCUGCUCAAGGUGCACCUCCAGACGCAGCAGGAGGUGAAGAUGCGCAUGACUGGCAUGGCCGUGCACGUGGUGCGCACCGGCGGCUUCCUGGCACUUUACAACGGCCUGAGCGCUUCACUGGCCAGACAGAUGACCUACUCUCUGACGCGGUUCGCCAUCUAUGAGACCCUGCGGGACUACAUGUCCAAGGACAGCAAGCGCCCCCUCCCCUUCUACAGCAAGGUGCUGCUGGGAGGGGCCAGUGGUCUGAUUGGAGGCUUUGUGGGGACCCCUGCAGACUUGGUCAAUGUCAGGAUGCAGAAUGACGUGAAGCUGCCCCUGGAGCAGCGGCGCAGUUAUGCCCACGCCCUGGAUGGCCUGUACCGCGUGGCCCGUGAAGAGGGUCUGAAGAGGCUGUUCUCGGGUGCGACCAUGGCGUCCAGCCGCGGGGCUCUUGUCACUGUGGGCCAGCUCUCCUGCUACGACCAGGCCAAGCAGCUGGUCCUGGGCACCGGGAUCCUGCCCGACAACAUUGUCACUCACCUGGUGGCCAGCUUCAUCGCGGGCGGCUGUGCCACGCUCCUGUGCCAGCCCCUGGACGUGCUGAAGACGCGCCUGAUGAACUCCAGGGGCGAGUAUCAGGGUGUUUUCCACUGCUUCACGGAGACCGCCAAGCUCGGCCCGCUGGCCUUUUUCAAGGGCCUCUUUCCUGCCGGCAUCCGCCUUGUUCCCCACACUGUACUCACCUUUGUGUUUCUGGAACAACUCCGGAAACACUUUGGCAUCAAAGUGCUGACCUGAAUGCCACGAGGGCACAGCACCCGGCUCCUGGGACGUGCCGACCGCUGGGGCCCCCGACCCCCAGCAGCCCCGCCCUCCCUGUCCCCCAGGCUGGCCGGGCUCCAGCCAUCGGCCUCUGUCCCACCCCGUCCCACGGGAGGGUCCCCUCAGCUCUGCCCCGGCCCUCAGCAGAGCUCGGGGUCUCCAGGUAGGUCCCCACCCUGCCCUGGCCCCACUCAGAGCUGGGCAGGUCUGCCCAGCCCUGCGCUGCCCCCCGCAGCUCAUCCUCUGGCCCAGGUACAUCCUCGCCCACCAGUGCGCACGCCCCACACCAGACCACCUGAGCCUGCGUGCACUUCCGUCCUGAGUCCUGAGCGCGAGUCUUACGGGGGGGGGGGGGGGGGGGGGCAGCGAGCAGGGCCCGCCCUGCCCCCGCUGUUGUAGGUUUCACCAAAGGCUGCCUUCCAUGCCUCGCUGCCUACGCCACCCACCUCCCUCACCCCGCAGAGCGAAAGGCCGGCAUGGCCUCCGGGCCGGCGUGGCCUGCUCGUCCUGCCAGCCAAAAACAAAGCAACACCAAAGCGCCCUGUUUCCCCAGUGCAGAGCUGGGCCCCAAACCUGUCCACCUCCCGGGGGCCCAGGCCCGGCUACACGGCCCUGGAGGGUCUAAUAAAGACCAGUGACCUGG